GCUGUGAUCAGCCGGGCCGUUAAGAUUCUGCAGGUUAACGAUUCGGGUGAGUGUGAGGUCAUCGCAGAGAAUUUGCAGUUUGUCCAGGAGCAGCUCAGAAGCUCGGGGGCCGAACUGGUGUCCAUCAUAUCGGUGAUGGGUUCCUACCGCACAGGCAAGAGCUUCCUGCUGGACCUGCUGCUGCGGCGUCUGCGCGCGGAGGAGGCGCAGAGGCGCGCAGAGGAGGCUCAGAAGGCGAGGCAGGCGGCCCACGACGGCGACACCCCCGAGGUGGCCGGCAACGCCCCCGAGGGCAACGAGAUGCCCGAGGUGGCGCCCCCCCAGAGGAGACCGCCGGCCACGACGAGGACACCCCCGAGGGCGGCGCCCUGGCACCCGAGGGACUCCCGGCCGAGCCCGCGUGGCGCUUCGAGAAGAGACCUGGCUGGUUCACUGAUGGUUCCGGCUCCGCGUACCUGCCCAAGUGGUUCCAGGAGGGCGACCAGGAGAGGAUCUCGGAGGGCGCCGUCGGCAGGACCGAGGAGGACCAGGGCUUCGCCUGGAGGCCUGGGGAGCAGAGGUGCACCGAGGGCAUCUGGCUGUGGAGCAAGCCUUUUGUCUUCACGGACUCGAGCGACCCCCCCAGGAAGAUCGGGGUUCUGCUGA
Prorocentrum cordatum is the source of this 645-nucleotide messenger RNA. The record is from the annotation of a GenBank genome assembly. Lineage: Eukaryota; Dinophyceae; Prorocentrales; Prorocentraceae.